Messenger RNA from Entrophospora candida, 1665 nucleotides. The record is from the annotation of a GenBank genome assembly. Lineage: Eukaryota; Fungi; Glomeromycota; Glomeromycetes; Entrophosporales; Entrophosporaceae.
AUGACUGCAGUCAGACGUACUCCAUCAUCUAACAGAAGAGCUAGAGGGCCAAUCAACAAGAGAGCUUGCCAAAGAUGUAGGCUUGGAAAGAUAAAAUGCGAUGGUGAUGCAAUAAGUAACCGAUCCUGCAGUAACUGUGAACCAUCAGCUUGUAUAUACGACACAACGCCAAGAAAGAAUAAACAAAUCGAGCAAAUGAAGGAACAAAUGGACACACUCCAACAACGAAUAAUGGGCAUCUACAGUGAUUUCCAAGGAAAAUUGGCGACUAAAGAAAAGGAAAAGGAAGUUUUGUGUCUAUUGUAUGAAUCAAAAGAAUAUUUUGGUGGUUGUGCAGAGCAUUUAAUUACAUUCGAUAAUUUGAAAAAUAUAAUUAAACAAAGCACUUACCUCCCAGGAUACUUGGAUUUUAUUGAUCAUGAUCGCCAACAAUUUCCAGACAAUGGAAUAAUUUUAACUCCUAAUAACAACGACUUACCGAUAUCAGUACCAUCGUCAAUAGAUCAAACACCUAUUAUAAAUAUUUAUAGUAUUCCAAACACCACUGUUGUUAAUAAUGAGGAACCUCAACUCAAUGAACCUGGUGAUGAUUUCUUUAGGAGGAUACUUGAGAAUUCUGAAAAAUACGCAGAGGAGGAAGAAGAACAGAAUAAUAGGAAAAAGAAAAGACAAGAAAGGUAUGAUAUCUCUGAUCCAUUCAUCGAUGAUAGUGGUAUGGUUCCAUUUCGACUAGAUAAGCCUCGCCCUAAAAUCGAAGGUUUCUACGUAUGGAGAGGUCCAUUAGAAUUAGAAAAUACAAAUGAAAAGGCUCCUGGAAAGAAGAGAGCAUAUAAACGUAAAAAGAAAGACAACAAUGAGGAGGAGGAAGAGACAAGAGGCACAUCAAAACCUCGUAAAAAACCCAUGGGCGAUAUUGAUAUUGUACCUUAUAAUAUACCUGAUAGUAUUCAGCAAACAUCAAAAGAUUCAUCUUCAUCAUCUUCCAAUUCGAAUGCACUCGAUGACACUCAACAGAAAACUCUUAAUAAAAACCGAUCCAAAGAAUAUAAAGAGCAUAAAGAACAAAACAAUGAUAUUGAACCAUUAAAUUCUGAAUUGCAACAAAUCUUAUCAAUUUUUAAAGAUGAAAUAUCAAAAGAAAGCUUUCAAGUCAAAUCAAGAUUUCCACAAAGCCUUAAACCUACUUUGAUUAAAUUAUUGUCUAAAGCAUAUGAACUUGGUGAAUUUAAUGAAAAUCUUUUCAAAAAUUUGACAAACAUUCUACCUUACAAUAAAUUCACCAUAACACGUCUUUGCUAUAGAACAAUGUACCCAAAGGCAAUCCACGAUUCACGAUUUAAAAAAACAGAUUUGAUUUCACAAUUUAAGUCAUCAGUCGACGAAGCAAUGUCUAAACUAUUAAAAGAAUACAAUGAACUAUCCAAAAAAUUUAAAUGGGAUAAUCAUAUCAAGUCCUUACUAUAUCAAAUAAUUCAAACUGAAAUGUCUAUCGUAAUGAUGUGUAAUCAACUCGCUGAGGCAGAAGAGAGAACUGAAAGACAAUCUGAACAAACUUCUAGAAAAAAAUUGUAUCAACAUCUUUUAGCAAUUUGGCCAGAUGAGUGGAUGUCAUCUAACGAAAUAGGAAAAAUUUACAGUGCAUAUAAAAAGAAACAGCAAUCUUGA